AUGUUGGUAUUAGUUCACUCAGCUGUUACUCAGUACCACCGUGAUACACGUGAAGUCUCCAUCUUUGGUAGGAUGCUUCAAAAACACAUUUUUAAAACAAUCACUGGAGCAGCAUUCGGUGAUGUGUGUUUCCGGGAGUGUUAUCGUGACGUCAGAUGCCAAAGCUUUAACUAUGCGUUCACCCAAGACAAGUGUGAGCUGAGUAACCGUACAAAGGAAGCCAGGCCUGAAGAUUUUAUACCCAACUCUGAUAGAUAUUACUUCAGACGAGAUAUGAAGAGAGGUGAGCGUUAAGGCAAAAUGAUUUGGCUAAUUGUCUUGGAGGGGAGGAUUUCGCAGUUUUUCUUCACUUUCUCGUUUUCUUAUUUUCUAACUAUCCUCGGAGCCAUUCCAGAGCUUUCUGCAGACUCGUGCAAGGAAAAUCAAGGCGAGCGAAGGUGGACAAGCGGUCAGCGGAAUAUACUGGCUGAAUUCCAUCAAACCUCACACUCCUGUGUUGGCUCAUUGUGACAUGAUAAGCGAAGGUAGAGUAAAGCAGUUAAACAGAAGGGGUAUACGGUAACACGUAUUGUACCUGGCAUACAAGCUAACUGUCAGCUUUUUCUGUCAGGUGCAAUAGGAAUGGAACAGUGUUAAAUAUUGUGGUGGGACAAAGGGGAGGAGAUUCAGUGGAGGUUAAAGGCGGACAAAGCACUAACAAAACAGCAGCUAAAUCAGGAGUGUCCGUGGAAGACAAUGCUGGCACUGGAGGAGGGGGAGCGGGUUGGUUUGGUCAAGGUUGUACCCGACUAAGCUCCUCCCAUGGGGAAAGAGGUGGAUCACGUUCUCAAGCCUGGAUCGGUGGUCGAUCCGGAGGUAUGAAUAGCGGUAAUAACGAGGGCCCUGCACCAGGAGCAGUUGGUGGGUUUGGCGGUGGGGGAGGUGGAUCAGAGGAUAAUGGUGCAUCAGGUGGAGGUGGUGGGUACUCUGGGGGCGGUAGUAGUAACCGUGAAAAACAAGCCGGAGGCUGAGGAGGCUCGUACUAUAAUGGCCAAGAUUGUUCCGGUUUGACUGGUGGGAACUCGAAUGAUAAUGGCCUUGUGCAAAUUACAGAACUUUAGGGCUGAUUCCAAAACAUUUCUUGAGUAUAACAGUUAUUUUUCAAAAGCAGAUUUUCCCAUUAACAGGAAAAAGCAGUUGUAUUGGUAAUUGCAGAAGUUUUAUAUAUUUUCAAAUCCCUUGUUCCUUUUUCAACAUGAGAAGAUAAGAAUGCUCUUCCCCAGGCUAGAUAUUAAUAAUGUCACCGUCUAGGAUCAUAAUAUUCAACACGCUUUAGCUUAAAAAUCCUGACAUUUGAUAAAACUCUUUUAAAGUUUGCUUGUAAGAAUGUGGUCAAAAAUCAUUAUAAAGUUAAUAAUUUAAUUCAGGCUUGAGCACGUGACCCACCUCAUAAAUUAUAAAAUUCAUAAUUUAAAGGGAACUGUGCAAUGAGUUCAAUCUAUUAACUAUCCUAUUAUAGAAAGUUUUUUUUAAUAGUAAACUCUUUAGAACUGGUCGCGAGUAAAACAAAAGGUACGCUUCACAGUAGGCACAGUCGUCUAGUAUUUUGUUGUAUAGCAUAAUAAAGAAAUUAGAGGAGGCGGUGCAGAAACAAAUCGAACAUUUUGAUGACCUCCUUUAAAGUGCGUAGGAAAUGUCUUGCCGGUUUAACGUUGUCCUCAGUCGAGUCGUGUUCACCUCUAAAGGUGGUUGUCAAUAAACACGAGCGGGAAACAUUCCAUUAUUACCUUCUGAUGUCAAAGAUUUUGUAAUGUUGUUCACUUAGAUCAGAAACUUUACAUAGGCAACAUUUUUAUUAUUGGAUGUCGUGUGACCCCAAAGUAACCAAUGAUAGCGGCUGCUGUUGAAAAAAAAUUCCAGUUGUAUAACAAUAUCAGUUUUCGGUAAAUAAAGUAAUAAGGUUACCAGUCGUUUCGUACCUUUUUUUUCCAACACUUUCUCUUGUUGAAAGAAAAAAGGAUUCAAAAGGGACAAAUUAUCAAGUUAUCUAGGUAGCUCAUCUAGAAUUUUCAUAACUCGUUUUCCUUACAGCAAUCUAAUACGUGGUAAAGUGACGUCUAUUUUCGUUAUGUUAGGACGUUUGUCAUGAGUACAGGUUUAUUAAAUAACUUAGAGAAAAGUUUGGUUAUGCAAGUCAGCCAUAAGAUAUGAAGUAGUAAAAAAAAUACACAGGGUAAGACAUCGCUUAUAAGAGGUUUUGUAGUUUAUCGAUAAUCUAAAUAGUCCAUUUAUUGGAGUUUCCAUAACUCGUUUGCGAGCAUCAUAAUCAUUAAGAUUUAAAAAGUGACUUUAGUAGAUAUUAUACCUAUAUUAUUGAUAUUUCACUCGAUAAAGCAAUAAUAAUAAAAAAAGGUCUAAGAAUAUCACUAAAUUAGAUAUUUGGUAGCGUGUUUAAGCCUAAUUUGUUGUAAAUUGUUCAACUCAUUUUGAGAAUUCUAGUUCAUUUUAGUACAUGGUAUUCAAAUUAUUUCAUAGCCUGGUUCAAACGAGAUCAUCAUUUCUAUUUCCGUGUGUAAACUUGCAAUCUAACUGGGCGUGAAAAUCUUCAAAACUCAGACUGUCCAUUUCGUUUUCUCUUUGAGGAUUUCCGCCUCUGUUCACGUCAUUAUAACGUGUAUUAUAUUCUGUUGCUAUUUGCUAAUUCGCUUGUUCCGAAAUUUCACUUUCAAUUAGAGAAAAAAAAAGCUGGAGAGAAGUCCGGGAAAUGGUCAAACAUGGCACGAUUUGGCAGGAUAAUAACAUUAGGCUCGUUGCAAUUUUCGUCGCCCAAUAUCAAAAAUUUUUAUGCCUUAAUGCGAAACGAUUAACUCUGGGAUUUAGUCAUUCGAAAAAUACCUCCGUAUCUCUUUCCAUAAAAGCAAAACGAAAAAAAAGCGCUUUGUAAACAUGUAUUGAAUGAGGUUCGAAUGGCUUUCUGUGAUAAAUUAAACGAAGUCCUUACGUAAAUCAAAUUAUUUUCAUUUUCCUCUAUCGUUUCAGGGGAGUUCAUUAUAUUACUUGCACUACUUUCUUGGAAAAUUACUAGUGCGAUCUGUUGAUUAGAAGUCUAAUUAAAAAAAGAAAAAAAAAAGAGAUCGUUUUGCUGCGAAAGGUUUGACAUAAAUUUUUGAUUCGAGAUAAGCUCAUUAAAGCCAUGAAAUACCGGCCUCUGUUUGUAUGUAAAGAACCUUGACACCUGUUCAACCACUUGUUUCUAAACAUCAAAGACUCUGGGAUUGUAAUUGUAAUCUACUCCAAGGUAAUAGCAAACUGGUGACAUGUAAUACAAACAAUUACUUUCGGGUAGCUUGAUUCCUUAAAAAAAUUCUAAAUUCCCCUAAACAGUUUCCAAGAGGCGUUAUCAUCUACCUUGGAUAGCAAUCAAGGUACGUACAAGAUAUGUAAAGUACCAGGUCAGAUAUUUUGAAAAGUUUAUCUGAAUACAGAACAGCUGAAGGUUCGAUCGCUACAGUAUAAACUAUAGCAUUUGUUCUUCCUCUGUCUAAACGUUGAGUCCUCUCACCAAUAUACAUUUAUCAGGACUAUUUUAAAGAUUUGCGAGUUUCCCGCAUUUCUUUAGGGGAGCAUUAAUAAAACUUGGCAGGUUUUCAAUUAAACAAGGCUGAAUCUCAAGGUUCAUUUUCCAUCCUUAUGUCUGUUGGUUUUGAUGUUUCGUGGAUUCUUCCCUCAUUCCACAAACAGUUUUUAGCUAAGAUCCAAGAAAUACCUAUAUUCUUAGCAUUAUAGCAUAAUCUUGGUCUUUAAUUUUAAUCGUAAUCUAUCUUACAGGAAAGGACAAGCCGGUGGUCGGGACGAUGCGAUUCUUUAUUUCAGUGACACUUUGUAUCGCGUAUGAAAUUUUCGCUCAAGAAUGCAAAAAGGAUGAGCAUGCAAUUUUUGGUAUGAUGCUUCGAAGACACACCUUCAAAAAGUUGAAAUCGUCGAUUGCAGUCGAAUGUAAUCGAGCGUGUAACGAUGAUUUUCGAUGUCACAGCUUCAAUUACUUAAUAACGGAGAAAUUAUGUGAACUAAACAACCGGACUAAGGAGGCCAGACCAGAGAACUUUGUACCAAAUUCGGAGAGAUACUAUGUCAGGAGUAAUAAGAAAAGAGGUGAGUUUCAUCGCCCAAAAGGACUUAACACUGAGUGUAAAAUUCAAAUUUCCUAAACUAUUAUGGGUCUUGGUUGGUGAAAUUUGAGACACCAUGGACAAAAGACAUGAUAUUACUCCAAAUUUACACUUUCGAAACCAAAUUGUUUUCAACGAAAGCAAGUGGAUAGCGUUAUCCGUAUUUUGAAUUUCCGGGCCCCAGCUCCAAAUAUUUUUCUCUGAUCGAGAGGAGUAAUGAAAUUUAUUAUCUAACUGCACAAAGUAGGGAACAAACAACGCGCGAAUAGAGUGCAAAUAUCCUGCGAUAUUGUACAGUUAUUUCGACAAUUGGUUAUUUCCUACCGUAAAAAAACCUGUUUGAGAAGUUGGCAACAGUUGCCUACUCUUGCACCGUAUUUAACAACUGUUCCAUGGUUAUUAGUUAAGAGCCUUCAGCUCCUCAAGUACCGGCAGCGAUUAAUUCAAAGCGUCGUCGCUUUGUGAUUGAGUCGGAUGAUGAAAAUGAAAUGUAGUUUUGGAAAGUAUUUUCAUAUGCAAAGGGCACAUCCAUGUCUUUAAGAGCUUGUCUCCUGGCAGAUUCAAAGCUUUGUUACUGGCGAUAAAUUACAAAUCACUUUUCAUUGAUAAAUGUACACUUUCGUACAUGCAGCAAAUGUGUGCGAUUUGAGAACAACAAUAGAAAAUAAAAUUCAACUUUUAAUCGUUUUGAAACCUUAUGUGACAAAUUGACGGCUUAACUCGUAAAAAUACUCAGCGAUACUAUACACCUAAACUUCUAGUAAGAAAGUUAUUAGAGGGUGGAAGUAAAGCUAGAAAUUAUCUUUGAUGAAAAUAUUUCUUGUCCUCAGUUCCUCUUGGUUCCAUUCCUGAAUUUCCAGCGGAAACAUGUGAACAGAUAAAGGCCAGCGAAGAUGGAAAAGCGAAAAGUGGCGAGUACUGGAUUUAUUCCAUUAUAACGGGAAAAACUGCUCUGGUUUCUUGCGAUAUGGAACCAGAAGGUAAAAAUAUUCAAGUUCUUGUUGUUGCAACUGAUAUGAAUGUGAAAAAGUUUGUUUAAAAAUUUAUAGUUCUAGUAAUUUAGAUAUAAAGCUAAUGACAAUAAUAUACACUUUUUGUUGCCUUUCAAUGAAAACCUUAAAGCAACCAUCAUAAAUGGUAGUAGACCUUACCCUCAUCAUUUCCCAUUUGCACAUAUCUGUAUUUAUUGAGUAAAAAAAGUUAUGUGUACUCUAGGAUUCGGUAGACUUUCAAGGGCCAAAUUCUUUCGAUCAUCACGGCUCGACCAAGGAACUUUAGCAAGUGAUUAAUUGUAAAGCAUUCAGACCAAACUAGCAUAUGAAUAUGCAGCUUUUGCAGGCAAAUGUGUGUGUUUGAUGACCGUUACCAUUUUAACCGACUACCAUCCAUACCAAAAAAAAAAAAAAGCAUAAAAUUGACUCAUGUAUGUGGCCUGCAACAUCUCUGGCGCGGCACUAAUUAUUCCUGUCCUACCUUGUAUGUGAUAUUUGUAUCAACCUGCUAAUCUAUAUCAACAGACAUUGAUGAAUGUGCCAGCGGUGUUCACAAUUGCCACAGUUCAGCUUCAUGUACCAACACUGUAGGAUCGUUCAAGUGCUCAUGUAACCAGCCCUACAUAGGGGAUGGAAGAUCUUGCAUUCCUCUCCCAUCACGUACAAAGUUGAGUCGGGUCUUCCAAUGUUGCUGCUUUUGUAACUAUGCUUUCACGCAGGCAUCCGGCUUGACGUAGAUACAAGCAACAGGGGGUAAUAAACUUAUUACUCAGAUAGUAAUCAAGCAACUAGCAACUUACUUAUUUUGCUUCAUUUUUGCGCUCAAGGAUUUUUGUUGCGUCAUAUCUUUGGAUUUCACGUGACGUUAUGAAAAUCGAAAAUCCAAAAUAAUUAACAAUAAUCCACUUAAGUGGAGGAGAGUAGUCAUGGAUAUUUAAGCGCCGAGGUAAAUAUCCACCACUUUAACCGACAGUGGUGAUGAAGAAUGUUUGAACUUCAGACAAUAUAACGAAUAUUGGUUGAAAAUUAGAUUUAACUUAAUAGAACUUGCAAAUCACUCCCGAACCAGCCAAUCAGCGCACGCGAAAAGCACCAUUCACUCAGGUGUUUUAUACUAACCAGGGCACCAACUCCUUGGUGUUCGACGGAAGGGCACCAACUUGGCAUCCCCAUACUGAGCUCUUAAAAUUUAGUGUACAAUAGCUCACUCUCCUGGGGUCGGGCGUUCAGUAUGUAGUUUUGCUUUUAGUUUUCAAUUGGAUGACAGUGAAAUCCAUUAGGCAACAACAGGGAGAGGAUAGCGGAUGACUCAAAAAGUAAUCAUGCAACGAACACUGCCGAAAAUUUACUUUUUUUAUGUUUUUGCGCUUGGGAAUGUUUGAGACGGUUGCCUGCACUGAAGAUCUUCCGCCUUAAUUCCAGAGGAAAUUAAAUAUGCUUGUAACAACAAACGAGGAAAGUCAAAACAAGAAAAACCAUUACUACUUGAAUUGAAUUCAUGUUGUGACUCUUUAAUGUGAUUAUGCGGCCGUAAAACUAUUUCGUAACUAACUUCGUUUGUUUGGUCAUUAUGGCUAGAUAUUGGCUGCGUUUUUAUCGCUUUUUUUUCCUGGAGUCAAAAACGUUAAGAUUACUACACCAGGAGAUUUUAAUCUCUUUACUACACUAAUAAGUAGCGCAGAGGUCAUAUAUUCUAUAUAAAUCAAAUACCAAGGGUUCUACCUGGUUUGUUUCGAUUUUUGGACUUCCGUCAAUCAUUUCUACUCUGUCCAUUUUAGAAUGUCAAAACUAUCAAAGUCUGACCGGGUCAGACAGAAAGAUAACCUAUGGCAAUCAAAACACGGUUUGUGACAGGAGUAUUCAUGGUUGGUAUCGUUUUGAAGGAGCAGCAGGUACAAGAAUGCCUACUUCAUGUCCACCAAAACAGCGAUGUAACACUCACGCAUCCGGUUGGCUAAAUGGUGCUCACCCCACAGUGGCUGAUGGUCAGGUCACCAGGACAGUUUGCUUCCACUGGGGAUCAAACUGCUGCAACUGGUUAAGAUCCGUCAAUGUGAUAAACUGCAGCGAUUACUAUGUUUACUACAUAACUGGCACACCCGGAUGUUCCCUCCGCUACUGCAGCACAGACUAA
Pocillopora meandrina is the source of this 7274-nucleotide messenger RNA. Lineage: Eukaryota; Metazoa; Cnidaria; Anthozoa; Scleractinia; Pocilloporidae. The record is from the annotation of a GenBank genome assembly.